Molecule: messenger RNA, 2398 nt
Organism: Erigeron canadensis
Lineage: Eukaryota; Viridiplantae; Streptophyta; Magnoliopsida; Asterales; Asteraceae
Product: protein SENSITIVE TO UV 2
Exons: 12
Coding region: 1-2148 (715 amino acids)
Biological process (GO): DNA damage response
Source: RefSeq, a predicted model, not a curated record
AUGGAAGACGAUCAAGAUUUCGAAAUGUGGGAUGACGAAUUCAUCGUAAAAGCAAUUGAAGCCGCCGAAGCCGUCCCCACCGCAACCACUAUGCCACAACUACCACCGCCGCAACCACCACCGCAAUUACCACUAUGCCGACCACCUAUUCAAUCACAACCACAGCCACCACAACUAUUCCGGCCACCACCGCCGCCGAUCAGUUAUUCUCCCCCUAGAGAGUUGUCUCAGAGAGUAAUAGAAGUCACUACUCAUAAUCAUUUCUUUGAUAAGGCUUUCGAUUUCCCUAACGCAAUUAAUGAAACUUUUCGGUUGAAUGAAGUCGAUAAUGAUAGUUGGAAACAGAAGGAAAUUGAUCGCUUGAAGGACGAGCUGGGGAGAGUGUCGAAACAGCUAACUAACUUGGAACAAGAGUGUUUGGAGCUUAGGAAGGAUAGAGAGAAGAAGGAGAAGCAUUAUAGAUCGGUUUUUCCAGUAAAUGGAUCUAUAGAGGCAGGAGCUUUACCAACAAAAACGCCAAAUCUGAAAUCUAAAGAUCUUAUUGAAGACAAUUCUGUCAUUCUUCUCAGGGCUAAAGGCAAGGCGGUGGGGGUUCAGACUGAUGAACAUGCCUUGUCAAAUGAUGAGCAUGCCAAACCGACUGAUGACCAUGCCUUGUUGAUGGACUCGACAAUACGGAAGAAUGUAUUCGUUUCAAGAAAGUUGGCUGGUUUUUGGGAUUCGCGAAGUUACCAACAACCAAAAAGUAACCUUGUUUCUAAGUUGUUGGUGGCCUGUGAAGCAGACUUACAGUUCCUUUUUGGAUACUUAGGUCUAAACGUAUCAUCUAAGGAGACUACAAAAACGGACAUGGCUCCAAAACAUGGCAUUCAGGCUCUUGAAGCUGCAAAAGUGUCUCAAUUCUACUUAACAUUAACAAAGAUUAGUUAUGAUAUACGAGGAUUGGGUGAUUUUUUAGCAGCUUUGUCUGACCUCUGUUGUCUUCAAAAUAUGACUGUUGCUCAUAGUUCUCUUUGCGUACUGCAUGUGGUUUUGAAAAAUAUACUGAGUAUGGAAAACAGAUUACGCAGCAGGGACAAUGUCAUUAUUAAUGACCCUUCCAACGUGAAUAGAAGCUCCGAAAAACAUACUGAAAUGGGACAUCUGCUGUGUGAGAUUACCCAAGAGACUACUAAUUCACAUCAUUCGGUUCUCACAAAGUUGAUAGGUGCUACAACGAUUUGGAAUGAGGACACCUUGAGGGAUGAAUCCUUGCCAUUGAUUUCUCAUUCGAAAUGGUUUUCUUUUUUUAAAAUGAUGAAUCAAGUUGCCACACAACAUAGAGAAGAAAUUAUAAGAGUGGAGGCAAUUUCUAUUAUGAAUAUUCUUCUUUUGAGAACUGAUGCUUAUGCGGAAAGGAAGAUGUAUGGAGAGGUAGCAGUGUUUCAAAGUAUCUCUCAGCUGUUACGAAAAGAAGCUGGGCUUGGUGUGCAAAAACAAACCGUAUAUCUUCUCUAUCUCCUGCUAAAUUGUCCAAGCUUAAUGUCGAUGUUCUGCUCCUCUUGUAAAGAAGAGGGGACAAGUGCUGGAGUCCCAACCACGAGUGCUGAAACUCCUCUUACAUCUCACUGUUCAGGUGCUAUACUAGAAGGCUUAGCUGAUUGUUUAGCUUGUCCUGAUAAUGGUGCAUUGACAACCUUGGUUUUAAAACUUCAGCGGAAGGCCAUCAUUCUGCUGGCUCUCUUGGCAUCAUCAGGGAGACUUGGCUUCGAAGUUUUGCUGGGAAGUAAUCUUCCAAAAAGGACCAAUUUUCUUCAUUUGAUUCUGCAGAUUGUCGCGUCUGAAAUUGAUGUAGAAGCAUCUGAGAGUAUUCAACCCUCUGAUGCUUUCAAAGAAAGAACAUUGCUAAUUCGUGAGGCGCUCAUCCUUUUAAAUAGACUUGCAUCUCAUUCCCAAUACUCGAUACCAGUAUUACGCGUUCUUACAAAUCCAAGUGGCAUGGCCUGCUUGGCGGUUGACAUUGCUCACAGAGUAUCCAGACAAGACAAAUGGCAGUUGCAGUCUGACACCAAGACCAAGCAGACUAGGGAAUCAGAGGUUGUUGAUUUAGCUCGGAGGUUCAAAAAAACUCUGUUCACUUUCUUAGAAGAUACUACAUCACAAAAAUAAAAACUUCUAGGAGGCUUUUGGUAGUACAAGAUAUUAGAACGGAAUGGAAUUGUAAUAGAGAAUGAGAAUGGAGAGAAGGGAAGCAACCUGUAAAGUUGCCAGGAAGUUUCUUUUGCAUUUUUGGAAACACGUUUUGACUCUUCGCACGCUCUAUUCAUUACCACUGUUGUAACCUUUGUACUCAUUGUAUGUAGAAGGCAUUGUAUAUAUGUAAAUGAAAGGUUGCAAUUCGAGCCACCAUUGACCUGAA